Molecule: messenger RNA, 1257 nt
Organism: Papilio machaon (common yellow swallowtail)
Lineage: Eukaryota; Metazoa; Arthropoda; Insecta; Lepidoptera; Papilionidae
Product: dynein regulatory complex protein 9
Exons: 9
Coding region: 1-1134 (377 amino acids)
Biological process (GO): cilium organization
Cellular component (GO): motile cilium; cytoplasm
Molecular function (GO): protein binding
Source: RefSeq, a predicted model, not a curated record
AUGGAGGAUUGGGAUGUUGUUAAUGUUGUGAAGAUCAAAUCGAAUGUACUUAGUCAAUCAAGAACAGAUAAAAUUGAAGAGGACAGCGUAGCCGAAGAGAAUUGUAAUAAAAAUGCGAACAAGCUGCCGUUUAUGACUGCUUGUUUGUUUGCAACUAUUUUGGAAGAUUCAAUUACAACAAUGCGUAUCCUUGCACAGUGCAAUAACGCUUUGCGUGUGGCAAAAGCUAUGGCGGAUAUGGGCGAUCUAUUAGCAAUAAAGUUUUCUGUUCCUCCGGCGCAGAAUAUCGAUCCCUUAGGGAAAAUCAAUCCCAAUGAGCUUGGCCGUGAAGAGUACAAACUAGACAAGCUAGAAGCGGAUAGAAACUUCUUUUUAGAGGUCUUAACCUCAACAUAUGCAGACCUGUCGCUGGAGCGCGACUUCAAGUCGCUGGUUGAGCACUCCGCCUGCAUGGUGGAGCGCGAGGAACAUUACCUGACGCUGCUUGAAGAUGAAGCUAGAAAUAGAGUAACUCGACGAGACUUGAAUAGACAAAUUCGUCAACAACGCGUGCAUGUAAAGACCGUAACCUAUGACACUGACGUGGUGAUUGACAAGCUCAAAACUCAAGUGGAAGAUGCGGCGCUGAAUGCCGAGAUCCAGGCCCGGUAUAUCGUGAACUGGCAGCGGGCGCGGACGGAACAGCAUGAGCAGAGCAUCGCAGAUCGCGAGCGCCCGCCCGCCUCUGAGAUUGAGACACACAAGCAACGACUGGACCAUGAACAGCGCGUACAUACCGAAUUCGAACUUCUCAACAAUAUCAUUAUCAAUGAAACUUUAGAAAAGGUCGAGAGUUGGAUGAACAAGUACGAUACGGACAUGGAGGGGAUAGACCUGAAGAUCCAGAUUAAGAGGUCCGAUUAUGAAACCACCUUAGAGAACAGACAAAAACUCGAGGAGACGUUGGAGAAACACGACAAGUUGAUGAAGGACUGGGUGAAUUUCAAAGAGGAGCGCGAAAAGGCGCGUCAGUACCGCGAAAAGAUGUUCAACGCUGCUGUGGUGGUACAAGCCUGGUGGAGAGGACUCCUCGUCAGACAGAAACUCGGGCCUUUCAAGGAGGUCAAGAAGAAACCACCGCCGAAGAAGAAGUAGAGGAUAACGAGGAAAUAAGAACUAGAUGUGGAACUAACUUGCAGAAGGUAAAAGCAAUAAAGUUGUUGCUUUAGACUUUAUUUCAGUUUUUAUUCUGAUUUAAUAUAAUUGUUUAUGACCUCU